AUGUGUGGUAUUUUAGGUAUUGCCCUGGCCAAUGAAAGUGCCACUGUGGCACCGGAACUUUGUGAUGGCUGUAUCUUUCUUCAGCAUAGAGGGCAGGACGCUGCAGGGAUAGCUACCUGCGGGAAUCGAGGUAGAAUAUAUCAGUGUAAGGGCAAUGGUUUGGCUCGGGAUGUUUUCACACAGCAGCGUGUGAAUAAUUUGGCUGGUUCAAUGGGUAUUGCGCAUUUACGUUAUCCCACGGCUGGUUCUUCUGCUAACUCUGAAGCUCAGCCAUUCUACGUUAACAGCCCCUAUGGUAUCAAUCUAGCUCAUAAUGGUAAUUUGGUGAAUACGGUCUCCUUGAAAAGGUACAUGGAUGAAGAUGUGCACAGACAUAUAAAUACAGACAGUGACAGUGAAUUGCUGUUAAAUAUCUUUGCCUCUGAAUUGGAGAAACACAAUAAGUAUAGAGUCAACAAUGAAGAUGUGUUUCUCGCUUUAGAAGGUGUGUAUAGAUUAUGUCGUGGUGGUUAUGCAUGUGUCGGUAUGUUGGCAGGGUUCGCCCUAUUUGGAUUUAGAGAUCCAAAUGGUAUUAGACCUUUACUCUUUGGUGAAAGAUUGAAUGAAGACGGUACUAAAGAUUAUAUGUUAGCUUCCGAAAGUGUUGUUUUAAAGGCACACAAUUUCUCUACCUUUCGUGAUAUAAAACCUGGUGAGGCAGUCAUUAUUCCAAAGGAUUGCUCUCAAAGCGAACCUGAAUUCAGACAAGUGGUUCCGAUCAACUCUUACAGACCAGAUGUCUUCGAAUAUGUCUAUUUUGCAAGACCAGACAGUGUUCUAGAUGGUAUAUCCGUGUAUCAUACCAGGCUAGCAAUGGGUAGAAAAUUAGCCGAAAAUAUCAAGAGACAACUAAGUCCAGAAGAUAUCGACGUGGUCAUGGCAGUGCCCGAUACAGCCAGAACUUGUGCACUAGAGUGUGCUAACAUUUUAAAUAAACCAUACCGUGAAGGUUUUGUUAAAAAUAGAUACGUUGGGAGAACUUUCAUUAUGCCAAAUCAAAAGGAAAGAAUUUCUUCAGUUAGAAGGAAAUUAAACCCAAUGGAUACAGAAUUUAGAGAUAAAAAUGUCUUAAUUGUAGAUGAUUCCAUUGUAAGAGGGACUACGUCUAUUGAGAUUGUCAAUAUGGCUAAAGAAAGUGGUGCAUCAAAGGUUUAUUUUGCUUCAGCUGCUCCAGCCAUCCGUUACAAUCAUAUAUAUGGUAUUGAUUUGACCGAUAAUAAGAACUUAAUUGCUUAUAAUAGAAGUAAUGAGGAGAUUGCCAGUAUUUUAAAAUGUGAAAAAGUUAUAUAUCAAGAGUUAGAUGAUUUGAUUGAUUGUUGUAAGACUGCUGCUAUAGACAAGUUUGAGGUUGGUGUAUUUUCUGGAAGCUACGUAACUGGUGUGGAAGAUGGUUACUUACAGGAAUUGGAAAAAGUACGUGAAUUGAAUAGAAACAGUACAGGUGAUAUCAAACCAGAUGUUGACAUAGGUCUAUAUAAUCCAGGAGAUUACUGA
Kazachstania africana CBS 2517 is the source of this 1533-nucleotide messenger RNA. It is a transcript of the gene ADE4, whose product is annotated as amidophosphoribosyltransferase. The transcript has a single exon. Gene Ontology annotation, cellular component: cytoplasm. The coding region runs from base 1 to 1533 and encodes 510 amino acids. Gene Ontology annotation, molecular function: amidophosphoribosyltransferase activity. Lineage: Eukaryota; Fungi; Ascomycota; Saccharomycetes; Saccharomycetales; Saccharomycetaceae. Gene Ontology annotation, biological process: purine nucleobase biosynthetic process; purine nucleotide biosynthetic process. The record is from RefSeq and is a predicted model, not a curated record.